AUGUCUAAUCCCACUUUGCCAUUCAUGUUGCACCCAAAGUACUCUAGUUGGCAGCCAGGCCAAGCCGGCAAAACAGCCGGGUCUCAGCAGUAUUCAUACUCCGAGACGGAGACUAUGAGCACGGAUGGGGACAGAGCCGAAUUUCUGCAGUACAGAAAGUACAAGUACGACACUCCGGAUGCGAGCGUCCAAGUGGGUGUUGAAAUUGAGUUUCUCGUCGCACUCGAAAUGAAACACAACGUUGGACCACCUCAGGAAAGGCCAGUUGAUGAGCGGUACUUCAUCCCCUUGGAGCAGCAAAAAGCGACGACGAUAGUGGACGGCAUCCCGGCUCGGCAAUAUAUCUCACAGCUCCUCAGGAACUCAGGCAUCCCAGCCGUGUCUGACCACGAUCAGCGCGACGAAGUCCGUCAGGCCGCGGCCUGUUUCGAAGGCCCGCUAAACGAGGAGGAUGAGUACGCGUUCUGGUCAGUUAAGUGCGAACCGGCUGGCAUGGUCAUGGGACUUGAUGCAGAUAUAUUCGACUAUGUAGGGCUCGAGUUUGCAUCGCGAAAACUCCGGGCCAACGCGGAGGGCUUCAAGGAGAUUCAAAGCGUUAUCCGUAUCUUGCGGCGUCACGUCCUCGUCGCCACGAGCACGUCUUGUGGUGUACACGUCCACGUCGAUGCUGCCACGCUCAAUCUCCAAGAACGUAAGCACUUUGUUUGUCUCUAUCUCUUGGCCGAGAAGGAGCUGUUCUCGCUGACCGCGCCGCACAGGAGAGGGAACAACACGUGGUGUGGACCCGUCGUUGAGAAGACAAAGUUGGCUGAGGACGCAGAAGAUAUCCUGGAGGAGGCGGGCGCUGAUGACGGCGAGGAUGGCCAGCCCCCAAGCGCUCGGAAAAUGCUCACCAUGAAAGCACUCAUUCAGGAGUGUGCGAGCACAGAGGACCUACAGAGUGCCCUGUCCAGGAACAAACUCCCACCUUUUCACCGCGCAGCUCUUAAUCUGAAGGAAGUUGGAGAACGGAGCUACACGUUCGAGUUCAGGCACUUCCAGGCGUCUUUGGACCCCGAAGUGAUAGAGCAAUUUGUCCGCCUUUGCGUGGCAUUGGUCAUGUCUGCGAAGGGCCUCGGUGGCCCCGAGCGGCCCUCUUUUGACGAAGUAUAUGAGGCAUUUGGCCAGAUCAAGGAGUGGAGGGACCUGCUGACAACCAUAGGCCUGCAAGGUGCAAUUAGCCAUUGGGAAAAAUUGCUCCAAGCAUACCCUGCCGCAAUGGAGGACAGUCCCUCCGACUCGUCUCGCAUGGAAGAAGAUGCGCGUUAA
Diaporthe citri is the source of this 1308-nucleotide messenger RNA. RefSeq lists its product as uncharacterized. The record is from RefSeq and is a predicted model, not a curated record. The transcript has 3 exons. The coding region runs from base 1 to 1308 and encodes 435 amino acids. NCBI's taxonomy places the organism in Eukaryota, Fungi, Ascomycota, Sordariomycetes, Diaporthales, Diaporthaceae.